CCCACCCAAACUCUCCCUCUCUCUCUCUCUCUCUCUCUGCUUUUCCCGAGAAAUAGAAACCACCCAUUAGCCUACUGCUGAUUUUUCUCUCAUGGGACGCUCACCUUGCUGUGAGAAAGCUCACACCAACAAAGGAGCAUGGACUAAGGAGGAAGACCAGCGGCUCAUCGAUUAUAUACGAGUUCACGGCGAAGGCUGCUGGCGUUCCCUCCCUAAAGCUGCCGGGUUGCUUAGAUGUGGCAAAAGUUGCAGACUUCGAUGGAUAAACUAUCUCAGGCCUGAUCUUAAAAGAGGGAAUUUUACUGAUGAAGAAGAUGAGCUUAUUAUUAAGCUUCACAGUUUGUUAGGCAACAAAUGGUCUCUAAUAGCUGGAAGAUUACCGGGAAGAACAGAUAAUGAGAUCAAGAACUACUGGAAUACCCACAUCAAGCGUAAGCUAAUUAGUCGAGGAAUUGAUCCACAAACUCACCGUCCGCUCAACGUUAAACCCACUACCACCACCACCACCACCACCACCACUACAACAACCACCACCACCACUUCCGCCGGCGCCGCUAAACCCACCGCCAACAGAGUCACACAGUUAAACUUCGAAAACGCAUCUCCUCAAUCAAAAUCCGAAAUCACUCUUUUGAAAAGCAAUAUCGAUUUCAAAUACUCGAAUAGUUUCAACCCCAUAAAAGCAGAAUCCAUAGAAGACAACAACUGUACAAGCAGCGGCAUGACCACCGAAGAAGAACACCACCACCUUCACCACCACCGUCAAGAAGAAGAAAGAAACAGCCAUGAAAAUCAAGAAGUUAAUUUGGAGUUAACGAUAGGGCUACCUCCAAUGCAAAGUGAGUUAACUCGGACAUCAUCUUCCAACUCAGCCGACGCCGAGUCAAAAUUACAACAGCAAACUCCAUAUCAGUUUCUUUCAAAAAUGGUAACUUGGGGGGUUUGUACUUGUUGCCAAUUGGGUUCACAGAGGAGUGAAUUGUGUAGAAAUUGCCAAAAUUCAAAUGGGUUCUAUAGAUUUUACCAUUAAUGAAGAUUUACAACUAUAAAUUUUCUUUCUUUCUUUUUCUUUUGGGAAGUUGGGGGUUAGAUUCGAGCAAUUGAAUGCAGAGAAACCAACUUUCAACCGCUAGUUUCAGUGUAAUCAAAGGGGAAAUUAAUUAAAGACGGGUACUGAUAUUAUGACUCGUUUGGAUGAAUUCAAAUUUGCCCUCUGCCAAAAAGGAUUUAAUUUCUUUUCUGGAUUCUUGUUC
Molecule: messenger RNA, 1253 nt
Organism: Manihot esculenta (cassava)
Lineage: Eukaryota; Viridiplantae; Streptophyta; Magnoliopsida; Malpighiales; Euphorbiaceae
Product: transcription repressor MYB6
Exons: 3
Coding region: 92-1030 (312 amino acids)
Source: RefSeq, a predicted model, not a curated record